Molecule: messenger RNA, 1755 nt
Organism: Petromyzon marinus (sea lamprey)
Lineage: Eukaryota; Metazoa; Chordata; Hyperoartia; Petromyzontiformes; Petromyzontidae
Gene: NAA40
Product: N-alpha-acetyltransferase 40, NatD catalytic subunit
Cellular component (GO): nucleus
Molecular function (GO): histone H4 acetyltransferase activity; protein N-terminal-serine acetyltransferase activity; histone H2A acetyltransferase activity
Source: RefSeq, a predicted model, not a curated record
AUACACUAACUACCACACUAAUACACUAACUACCACACUAACUACCACACUAAUACACUAACUACCACACUAACAAGCAGCACUUUUCUCUACUCUCGCCAGAGCCACACAGCGCGAGCCCCAGCGGCGGCGGUCGCGGCGCGUUGCAGGCGCCGAAGGGGGCGAGGCGCGCGAGGCGGCGGGAGACGCGGACUGAGCUGCGGACUGAGCUGCCUCGCCUACAGCAGCAGCAGCAGGAGGAGGAGGAGACAUGGGGAGGAAGUCGGCGCGGAGUCGUGAGAAGAAGCAGCGCCGCCAGGAGGAGCGGGCAGCACUGGCGGCAGCGCAGGCGCGAGUGCGAGCAGCCAAUCAGCUCCAGGACCCCUUGGCUUCAUGGCCACUCUUUCAGAAGUACGAUCGCAAUGGGAUGAACGUGCAGAUUGAGUGUCGCCGUGUUGUGGAUCUGGACUCUGCCACCCUGGAUUGGGCAUUCAGCCUCACCAAGGAAAACAUGCAGGCCCUCUACGAGCAGAGCGAGUGGGGCUGGAAGGAGCGCGAGAAGCAGGAGGAGAUGCGUGAUGAGCGCGCCUGGUACCUGCUGGCGCGUGACGGCGCCGGCGCUCCCCUCGGAUUCUCACACUUCCGCUUCGACACCGACUGGGGGGAGGAGAUCCUGUACUGUUACGAGAUUCAGCUGGAGGGCCGCGCGAGACGGAGAGGACUGGGCAAGUUCCUCAUGCAGGUUCUGCAGCUCAUAGCCAACAGUACGGAGAUGAAGAAGGUGGUGCUGACCGUGUUCAAGCACAACGAGGGGGCCUACCGCUUCUUCAAACACACCCUCCAGUACCAGCUGGACGAGACGUCGCCCGGCUACGGGGGCGGUUGCUGUGGGAACGGCGCCGGCGAUGGCGGCGGCGGCGGUGGCGGCGGCGGCGGCGGCGGCGGCGGCGACGGCGACGGCUGCUCCUACGACGUGCUCAGCCGGCGCACCAAGCACGGGCAGCGCUCGCCGUGCUGCGCCCACGUGCACGCCGCGCAGCCGCACGCUCACCAGCACGUGCAGGCGCAGCCGCACGCGCAACAGCAGGCACAGCAGCAGCCUCACACGGCUCAUGGCGAGUGCGGGUCGUGCUGCCACUGAGUGGGGAUAGUGGCAGUGGAGGUGGGGGGGCACAGGGAAAGGGGGUCAGGAAAGGGGGGGGUCGGGGGACGGGGGGGGGGGGGUUUGAUCCAGAGUGGAAGGGGAGAAGUGUGCGUCGGAUUGUGUGCGAGUCGCUGUGCGUGUCGUUCCGUGUGUGUAUGCGCCACUGCGGUAAGUGUGUCGGUGUGUGUAUGCCACUGUGGUAAGUGUGUUACUGUGUCGGUGUGUGCUGUGGUGUGUCACCGUCGGUGUGUGUGAAUGUGAGUAAAACGUGUCGAGUGUGUAAGUGAACACCACAGUGUGCGAGCGUGUUCGCCGCGAGCGAACUCUACGUUUGUUCAUAAGCUGGGAGUGAUCGUGUUAGACCAGGAGUGUGAGUGUGCGUGUCGACGCGGGUGUCCGUGCAUCGGUGUUGAACUCACCCUUUUUGGACGGAGACGCUGAGAGAGCUGUUUUCAUAGCGGACUAUUUUUACUCGUUGGGGUGGGAUGGAGGUCGAUCAUGAGUUUAGGAAUACCCGGAGCCGGAGGACGAUCGUGGAACAUAGCAAGAAGAACUCUGGGCGUUUGGGAAGGGGUGGGGGCCAGUGUCAAUUAUAACUCAACGCAAUAAACUCUUUGGAUUUAUACCUCCCA